Messenger RNA from Nerophis lumbriciformis (worm pipefish), 3657 nucleotides. NCBI's taxonomy places the organism in Eukaryota, Metazoa, Chordata, Actinopteri, Syngnathiformes, Syngnathidae. The record is from RefSeq and is a predicted model, not a curated record.
AUGAAGCAGGAGAUGAUGGCGGAUGGGCCCCGGUGCAAGCGUCGAAAACAGGCUAACCCCAGACGGAAAAACGCUCUCAACUACGAGAAUGUUGUGGAGACCAGUUCAGAGACAGAAGAGGAGGACAAGCUGCAGGUGUCUGAGGAAGACCCACUGAUCAACGGCACCGGUAGCCCGGCCAGCCUGGUCAACGCUGACUCCUCGCCGUGUGCCGAGAGCCAUGGGUUGCCCACCAAAGAUGAGGAGGACGAUGAGAUGAGGGACAGCGGGGUGGAGCACAUCUGGCCUGACAGUGACAUGCUGAGUGCCUCAGUGGAUGGUACCGAUGAAAUCAAAGAUUUUGACACCUUGGGCCCAGAUGCCACUUUGCAAAUAGCUGGAAAUGGUACAGUUAAGAGCAUCAAUUGCACUUCAGAGUUUGAGGACUUUUUUGCCAAGCGGAAGCUGGGUGACAGCGACAGCCACGUGGUGAGCAUCGCUGAGUAUCUACAGCGAGGCGAUACUGCCAUCAUCUACCCGGAAGCUCCGGAGGAGCUGUCCCGCCUUGGGACGCCAGAGGCAGCAGGACCAGAGGAAAGCGACCUGCCACCUGGAACGCCAGAUGCCUUUGCCCAACUGUUGACCUGCCCCUACUGCGACCGGGGCUACAAGCGCUUGACAUCACUGAAGGAGCACAUCAAGUACCGCCAUGAGAAGAAUGAGGAGAACUUCGCCUGCCCGCUGUGUAGCUACACGUUCGCCUACCGCACUCAGCUCGAGCGACAUAUGGCCACGCACAAGCCUGCGAGGGAUCAGCACCAACUGUUGAACCAAGCAGCCGGAAACCGCAAGUUCAAGUGCACUGAGUGCGGAAAGGCCUUCAAGUACAAGCACCACCUGAAGGAACACCUCCGCAUCCACAGUGGUGAGAAACCAUACGAAUGCCCCAACUGUAAGAAGCGCUUCUCUCACUCGGGAUCCUAUAGUUCGCACAUCAGCAGCAAGAAGUGUAUUGGCCUGAUUGCUGUUAAUGGCAGGAUGCGUGGCAACAUAAAGACUGGUUCCUCACCCACCUCGGCCUCCUCCUCACCCACCAACACUGCCAUCACCCAGCUACGGCAAAAGCUGGAAAACGGCAAGCCAGUGGGACUCUCUGACCACAACAACCAUCUAAGCAUCAAGACAGAACCCCUUGACUUCAAUGACUACAAACUGAUGAUGGCCUCACACGGGUUCGGAGCUCCUGGGCCUUUUAUGAAUGGGGGAGUUGGAGGGAACAGUCCGUUGGGGGUUCACCAGAACUCAACAGCCCAGAGCCCUUUGUCACACCUGAGUAUGCCUGGACUUGAGUCGCAGCUUCUUGGGUACCCAGGCCCUCUGAUUAAUAACCUGAGUGAGGUACAGAAAGUCCUCCAGAUUGUAGACAAUACAGUGUGCAGGCAGAAAAUGGACUGCAAACCAGAGGAACUGUCCAAGCUCACAGCCUACAUGAAGGAAUUAGGCUCACAAGUGGAGGAGCAAAAACAAGGCCUGACAUCAGCAGGCGGGCCUCAGGUCAGUCUUCCACUUGUCAAUCACAAUGGCGCCACCAAAAGCAUUAUAGACUACACACUUGAGAAGGUCAACGAAGCCAAAGCCUGUCUCCAGAGCUUAACCACAGACUCAAAGAGACAAAUCAGCAAUAUCAAACACGAAAAAUCCAACCACAUGCUAGAAGGUGGCAUGGACGAAAAGGCAUCAGAGAACAUGUUUACACCAUAUGCGUGUCAGUAUUGCAAAGAAACCUUUCCCGGUCCCAUCCCACUCCAUCAACAUGAGCGCUACCUGUGCAAAAUGAAUGAGGAGAUCAAAGCUGUGCUCCAACCGAGUGAGAACCUGAUCCCCAACAAACAUAUAUUCAUGGAAAAGAAUGCUCAUUUGACAUCUUCCAUCUUGACGGAGAAGGGCCUGGCAGGUUCCCUUCAUCCCUACAGGGACCACAUGUCUGUACUGAAGGCAUAUUUUGCCAUGAACAUGGAGCCCAACUCUGAGGAGUUGCUCAAGAUUUCUAUUGCCGUUGGCCUUCCUCAGGAAUUUGUCAAGCAAUGGUUUGACCAGCGGAAGAUGUUCUCGUAUGGUAGCACCAGAACGCCGCCGCUGGAGCACAAGAACAGCACUGAAAUGGUCGUUGGAACGAACAACCACCAAACUCCCCCCAAAGACCCUCUUGCAGCACGGUCACCAAUGUCUCUUAUUAAACCAGGGGACUGUAUCACAUCCCCAGCCAUCGCUGAACUCCACAACAACUGUGACAGCUCUCUCAGACAUUUGAAAAAUCACCAAUUCGGUGAGGCAAAAACCCCAGGUGAUAAGUUGGACCAUUCCCGCAGCAACACCCCGUCACCCCUAAACCUGUCAUCCACGUCCUCUAAACAUUCGCACAGUAGUUCAUACACGCCCAACAGCUUGUUGUCCGAGGACCUGCAGGCUGAGCCCCUCGACCUUUCGCUUCCACGACUCAUCAAAGAACCUAAACACGCCCUUACCAUAAAAAGUCGACCCAAAGUAAACAGUGUUACUGUCGAGCAUAGCAGUGUCCCCUCACCACGCGAGCACUUCGAAGAGCCUCUAAACCUAGCCUAUCUCAAGAAGGAAUUCUCCGCCUCUGUCAACAAUGGCAACCUGGAGAAAAGCACUAGCCCAAUAUUUGGCAUUAAUCCCUUUGCCGCCAAACCCAUGUACACAUCACUUCCUCCUCAAAGCGCUUUCCCACCGGCCACAUUCAUGCCCCCAAUGCAGGCCACCAUCCCAGGACUAAGGCCCUAUCCGGGCAUGGAACAGAUGGGUUUCCUACCACACAUGGCCUACACAUACGCAGCUGGUGCCGCUACCUUUGCUGAGAUGCAACAGCGGAGAAAGUACCAGAGGAAACACGGUUUCCAGGGUGAGCUGCUCGACGCUACAGCCGAUUACAUGUCAGGGCUGGACGACAUGACAGACCCCGACUCCUGUCUGUCGCGGAAGAAGAUUAAGAAGACUGAAAGUGGUAUGUACGCGUGUGACUUGUGCGACAAAACAUUCCAGAAGAGCAGUUCCCUUCUCAGACACAAAUAUGAACACACAGGCAAGCGGCCGCACCAGUGCCAGAUCUGCAAAAAGGCCUUCAAACACAAGCAUCAUCUCAUCGAGCACUCCCGUUUGCACUCGGGUGAGAAGCCCUACCAGUGCGACAAGUGCGGCAAAAGGUUCUCGCAUUCAGGCUCGUACUCGCAGCACAUGAACCAUCGCUAUUCGUACUGCAAGCGCGAGGCGGAAGAGCGUGAGGCGGCCGAGAGAGAGGCCCGCGAGAAGGGCCACCUGGAGCCCACGGAGCUGCUGAUGAGCCGAGCCUACUUGCAGGGAAUGACACCUCAGGGUUACCCAGAGCUGGCGGAGCGCGAGGCCAUCUUGCGGCACGAUGGCGUGAACGGAGGGAUCAUAGAGGGACGCAAGGAAGUGGAUGAAGAAUAUGUGAAGAUAGGACGCAGGGAGGACGAGUUUGAGUUUGAGGAGGAGGAGGAGAGCAAGAGCAUGGACACGGACCCGGACACGUUGAGGGACGAAGAGGAGAACGGAGAGCACUCGAUGGACGAUAGCUCACUGGAUGGCAAAAUGGAAACCAAAUCGGAUCGCGAGGACACAAUAGAGGACGCCAUGUAG